Messenger RNA from Trachymyrmex septentrionalis, 2284 nucleotides. It is a transcript of the gene Fbxl4, whose product is annotated as F-box/LRR-repeat protein 4. The record is from RefSeq and is a predicted model, not a curated record. The transcript is spliced from 8 exons. Gene Ontology annotation, molecular function: protein binding. Gene Ontology annotation, cellular component: SCF ubiquitin ligase complex. NCBI's taxonomy places the organism in Eukaryota, Metazoa, Arthropoda, Insecta, Hymenoptera, Formicidae. Gene Ontology annotation, biological process: SCF-dependent proteasomal ubiquitin-dependent protein catabolic process. The annotation marks the transcript as partial.
GUGCGUGUGUGUGCGUGUGUGUGUGUGCGUGUGUGUGCGUGUGUGUGUGUGGGAAGUGUAAUGUUUCUCCAUAGUUUGUCGAAAGCCAGAAAGAAAGUUCUAGAGCAGCUUAGUGCAGGAACAGAAGACAGACCACUUCAAAAAUAUGUUACCUCUCCAGUUAUCUCGUCCCUCGACCUCUUUAUAUAGUGACAAUGAUAGUCAUUUCGAAAGAAUAGCCAUGGAAAAAAAAAAAAGAGCCAAGGAAAAUUAUGUUGAAUUUAUUCACCAAUUUGUGGAGAAUGUUCGUAGCUUUAGUUCUCAGUAUGGCAGUAAUUCUAGUGUAUAUUAUGUUGCUACUAACAUAAUUGGGCCAGUCAGUCAAUUUCCAAAUUAUGGAGAUUGUCCACAAUCAUUUGCCAUGAGGACUUAUGGACCGUGGUGGAACAAAGCACCUUCGAGAUCAAUUGAUUAUAUGCCACAGAACAAUACAGAUGUUGUGAGUCAAGAUUAUAUUGAUAUUGAGUAUGAUAAAGCUGUAUAUCCAAUAAGAGUUUCUAUAUACGAAGUAUUUAAUCCUGGGAGCGUAAUUCGAAUCUGGGCGGAAGAUUUUAAAGGUCGAUGGUUUUUACUGUGGAAUGGACCACCUCAGAUUGUUCCUCCGAAAUCACGGAUAUUUUCUCCGCCUUUGCAACCGUGUGACUUUAAAACCAAAUUACUCAGAUUAGAAUUUAACCACAGUUUAUUGGACAGUUACGCAGAGAUAGAGGCUGUGAUGCUUAUUGGGACAUUAGAAUUGAUUUUUCCUAGAGAUCCAGCUUACAAUCAGAAUUUAACUAAUAUGUUAAUAAACAUUAAUCGCAAGCUGUUUGCAACUCCUUGCUGUGAGGAUAUCCAUAAUUUAACACCAAAUUAUAAAAAUGCACAUUCGGAUCUAAUCUACCUCAACAAAACAUUAAUUAAACAUUGUAUUGUAUGCAAAAGCGAUGUAGUAGCGAAUUUUCACGACAGCAACCUAGCAUCUCGGCUAAAAUUCCUUUAUUAUUAUGUACCACCUCUUAAAGAGGGAUCUAAUAGUAUGCAACGCUUUUUAUCAGAAGAACUUCCAAAGUUUACGAAAGAUGUUAAACACUCUUCAGAUGAAUUCAAGAAGCCAUCACGUUAUAGUUUGUGUGCACUUCCUGAUGAAAUAAUAAUGAGAAUAUUAAGAAACUUGGACUUAAAGUCAUUAUACCGUAUGGGCAGAGUGAAUAAACAUUUUAAUAAUUUAGCACGAGACCGUCUGCUUUAUACAAGUUUAAACUUAAAACCAUAUUGGCAUAUUAUUAAUACAAAAACAUUGUAUAACUUAGCACUUAGAUGUAAAUAUUUACGACGGUUGGAUCUUUCAUGGUGUGACAAAUUUUCUGUCCGGGAACUUGAAAAUUUUCUUUUCACUUCUUGUGGUAGUCUCUUAACGCAUUUACGAUUAAAUUGCUGCUCAUGUGUCAAUAACAAUAUCAUGCUUACAAUUUCGACAAUAUGCAAAAAUUUGAAAGAAUUAGGUCUACGUAAUUGUGAUUUGAUAAAAGAAAGAGGAUUCUCAUAUCUCGAAAAUCUGGAGUUCUUGGAGCAUUUGGAUCUUUACAAGACACAUAUAAAUACUCAAACUCUUUGCAAGAUACUGCGAAAAAAUAUACGAAUGCGUCACUUACAUAUAGGAGGCAUCGACACAAGUCUGAAUGUAGAUGAAGUUGCAAUGGAAUUGAGAAAUUCAUGUCCAGAUUUAGAAAGUAUAGAUUUAUGGAAAACGCGCACUCUUACAUCGCAAGGUAUUGAUGCUCUUGCUGAUUGCAAAAAUCUACGAGAAGUGGAUUUUGGUUGGUGUUAUUACAAUAGAACUGCUUAUGGUGAUAGUUUUCGUAGAUUGUUUUCCUCCUGUCAACAUCUGGAAAAAGUUUUCUUGAUCUCUGUUAGAGGCCUUACUGAACGUGAUCUAAGAGCACUGACAUUAUGUAAAAAUUUAAAACAGUUAGAUUUGUUAGGCACAUUAUCCCUGACAACUGAGAUAUGUCACGCAAUUUUCGUGAAUUGUCCUAAAUUAGAGAUGAUUGAUCUCAGCUUUUGUGACAAUAUUACCGAUCGCUCGAUUCAGCAAUGGCGGCAAAAAUACAUACAUAUAGCCAUUAAAAGAACAUGCUUUUAUGCGAAUAAUCAUGAUGAUGAUGAAGAUGAUGAUGAUGAUGAUGAUGAUGAUGAUGAUGAUGAUGAUGAUGAUGAUGAUGAUGAUGAUGAUCAUUAUCAUGAUGAUGACGAUGAUGAUGAU